GUAAGCUCGACAGGAGGAGUUUGGGGCAAGAGGGAGAGAGAAAGUGACUAUAUUUUUAUGGAACUUGAAAUAAAGCUGAAAGAACAUAUGCGAUGUUUUUGUUAUUGUACAACUAAACAACUCAAAUGGAAAAAGUCGCACAUGGAUUUAUAAAAUCAUAUCUUUUCUUGACUCGAUUUCGUUUUAUUUGCUUUACAACUACUGUAUUAAGAGAGGAAGACGCCAAGAAAACAAAUUCCUUGUUAGAUAGUAGGACAGUAGCUGAAUCGGAGAAAAUUAACGGUUUUGAAAACAAAUUGGGAACGAGCUUCGUUUGAACAACGUAGAGAAACCUGCCAAGGGGAAGAGACAAAGGAAAGAGUUCUGGAUAUGUAUUUCUGGAUGUCUUCUUACGAAUAGACGUGGAGAAAAACAAGGCAGAUAUCCAAGAAGAAAAAGAUCCCCACUUACCGCUCUUCACCUGGAUGUUAUCGACACCCCGGAGUUGGGGAGUGUCGCUUAAAAAUGGGGAGCAGAUGAUUUGCGGCAACCACGUCGCCGAAUAGUUUCGAGCGACGUCCUUUUUUUCUUUCAUUUUUUCUCCCCCAAUUUCUUGCAGCUAAUCUGGUUGUUCCUGGUGUGAAAUAUUUUGCGUUACUUCCCCAAAUUAGUUAAAAAAUAUAAGAUGAAGACACGCUUGUUGCUUCGUUUUGAUCGCAUCAGUCCGUAUUGCCACACUUUUGGAAUUGAGAUGUGUCUUUUUUAAAAGAUACAGGUUUGUUGUAUGAUUGUAGGUGUUAUUUUUUUCAAAAUAUGUCCAUCCAUAAUCUGUACUUAAUGCAGUGGAAGACUGUGUGUGUGUUGUGUAUUGGAGAGGCUUAACUACACUUAAUAUCUGAUGUUUUAAUUAUCAUUAUUCGGAUUGAAUUUGGAGAUUUGUGCAGUUUUUUAGGAGCCGGAUUAUGAAACGUGAGUUUUUUUUCCGAUUGCGACACUUUUUUGUCUAAUAUUUUUGAUGUGAAAUUAAUUUUUCAGUACUUUUUACUAGAACAUAAAGUAAAUAUUACGUUAGGCAGACAAUACUUUCUUGUUUCACUUUUUUAUAUUUUGUUAAAAUUAUUUUAAAUGCAAAAGUACACAGUUGCUGAAAAUAGUGUUAAACUGGAUAGUAGUAGUAACUGCAGCUUUAAUUUGGCAGUAGUAACUGCAGCUUUAAUUUGGCAAUCAUUUUGCUUUUCUGCAAAUACAUUUCGGAAUGCAUUUUUUUGAAAUAAAUACUAAAUAUUUUUGUUCCCGUCUUAUAAAAAGCUUAAUUGGCUGUGUAAGGUUAUUUCAGGUUAGUUUAUAUGAAUUUUUUUUGGCGGGGUAAUCUAAGAUCCUUCAUUUGAAAAAGCAAAUAUUUCUCUGAGGGCUAUCAAAUGCUUUUGGAUGGGAACUUGUACGUUUUCUUUUUCCCCUUUUUUAAACUUUUGUCUGGCCCCCUAAGCUAAUCGAAAUGGAUAGACUAACGUGAUUUCAGGAAAAUCUACAACAAAGGCAAAUCAUUGUGAUUCUGGGACCACUUUGAAAUAGACGCAAUGGGAUCCCAGGUGCUCCAAAUACUAAGGCAGGGAGUCUGGGCCUCUCUUACUGGGGGCUGGUAUGUAGACCCCCACCAAAGCACUUUUUCCAACUGCUUUCACCUUUACGUGUGGAUUUUUUUGCUGAUGUUUCCAUUCCUAUUGUAUAUGGCUGUACCACCCAUAAUGCUGGUUGCAGGAGUGUAUUGUGUGGUUGUAGCUGCUGCCUUCACUGCAAUCAAGGUGGUAAAUUUUCGACUUCAUGCCAUGUUUGAUCAAGGUGAGAUUGUUGAAAAGAGGCAGGCGUCAUUGACACCUGAUGGCACCAGAGCUGAAGAUGUAGAUGGAGGAAUAAUUAAUGACAGAAGCCAACCAAGGGAUAUGAGUGGAGGGGUUGAGAUGACUGUUUUCCGAAAAGUGAACUCCACACCACCAGUGCGCUGUAGCUCUCAGCAUUCUCUUUUUGGUUUAAAUCAGGUCUCGGAGUUUCUGCCUCAAUUAGAUGAUGCCAGUGGAUCAAAAGAUCUGAAGGAACUGAUGCGUGAACAAGGCAGUAACAAUAUAAUUGUCACCUCAGCUGAUAGAGAGAUCCUCAAGCACAAUUCUCAGGACAGCAUUGGGGGUAUUGGUGUUCAGUCCUCUCAGGUAUCAUGCCUAGCAGCUGUACUGGCAAAUGAACUCCCAGGAUUUGUUGGCACAACAGGGAGCUUUGCAAAUGUAAUUACAAGUUCUUCCUCCAUCAUUCCCCCAUCUCCAUCCAGCAAAGGUGAUGAAGAAAUAUCAUCCCCUUCAGACCCCUCCCAAAGUAUGGAUGCUAAAACAUUUAUUAUGGCCCCUGAUGAUGGAAUGGGUGGAUAUUCGCCUUUGGGGCAUUCUGGUGAAUCGGAGAGCAUUGGAGAUGCCCCUUUGAGCCCUCUGAUCAAGAGCAGCCUGAGUGAAGAACUCAGUGAAAAUCUUUUAGGACUUGGUAUUUGUGAAAAGAACAUUUCAUGUGCUGAGUUCUCUUCUAGUACUGUCAAUACUUCUAUAGAAAAUAAAGCCCUCAAAGCUGGUUCCACUGAUAGCUGUUUCAGUGGAGGUACAGACAAAGAGACCCUCAGCACUGUCAGUAGUUAUCGGAGUGAGAAGACAGACUCUACACAACUUGAAAGCCCUUCUGUAGGGAGAUGCCAGACAAAUCCUCAGCUAUCAUUCUUAGGAAAACCCCAGGAUUCACUGGAACUGAAGGGUGAGACAUUAAGUUUUGAGGGUAGUGACACAGAUAAUAUUUCGGACAGUGAACUGCUAAAGUCUCCGUCAAAAGACCUUUCUGGAGAACUAGAAAACACUUUAGUUAGCCAGAAUGAAAGAGAUGAAACACUUCAUGGUUCUCUAGAAGCCAAUUCUUUAUUACAACAUUCGCCAAAGGAGGGAACCCACAUCUUCUCCCUAUCUAGUAGUGGACAUUCAGAAAUGGGUGGUUUUGAAAAUGGGCUGAAACAGCAGGCACGACAGACUCAUUCGGUACCAUCUGUUUUAGGUCAAGGUUGUUCAGAGCCAGCUUUGCCAAUACCAUCUUCUUUUUUGUUACCUGAAAGGAGUGGAAGUGAAAGAAAAGAACAAGUAGUACGCCCAAAAGAUCUGAAAUUGCUUAGAGGUAGUAACAGCAAUUCAGGACAUAAACCUGGACGGAGGAAGGCACCACGCAAGCGAAGUGGAGUAAGCAGCAGUAGCUUUGACUGUGGAUCCUACCGGCAUCACCAGCAUCACAGUCAAUCUCUCCACACCCAUAGCCAUCACAGAGACUAUAUCCCAGUACGAAGCCAUUUAGGUGCAAAAGCCUACAGUGAAAGUUUAUUUGAAGAUUCCAGUGAUGAUGAUGAUGCUAGUGAAGGAAGUGACAUCAGUCGUGGGUCAAGUAUAGGUUCUCAGCAUCGGUAUAGCUCAGAUGAUGAUUCAAGUUCUUCAACUUCUUGUUACUCACCUGAUUCUGCAUCAGCUACUACAAAAUCUCCGUCUCAUGCCUCACAAACUCCUCUCCCAUUACCUAAUACCAUUAAUCACAGCAAAGUAGAAGAGGAGGGACAACAACCAGUAAUCUCUGCGCCUUCAAGAUGUGCACAACGUUCUUCUAGUACAGCCAGUGCUAAGACUCAUGCACGUGUGUUGAGCAUGGAUGGUGCUGGAACAAAUUCUGAUGGAGAAUCACCAGCUCGUCCUCUUACUGUGUCCAAAUCUGAUUUAGAGGCACGUACUGGAAUUCUUGAUGGACUUUCUGUUCAAAAUCGACUUGAUACUUUGGCAAGUGCCUGGGUCCAAGCAGGUAAUCAGACUGGCUGGAGAAUUGGUGAGUUACCAGAAGAGGGUGCUGUUGGGGGAGCUCCUGCUGGGGAGGAUGGUGCUAAACGGGAUUCUGUCAGCAGUGUGAAAAGAACACAUGCAAUCAGGAGGAGACACAAUGCUGGGAGCAAUCCUACCCCUCCGCCCUCUACCAUGGGAUCCCCACCAAGUUUGCAGGAUAUUCAGCGUGCAAGAGCCUCUUCUCACUCUAGAGCUCUCACUUUGCCUUCAGCUUUGCAGUUUGCUUCCUCUCUGUUGCUCCCACGUAGUGGUGUGCAUGAGGCCUUCACAUUUGAUGAUACAUCUGAGGGAGCUGUGCAUUAUUUCUAUGAUGAAAGUGGUGUGAGGCGAUCCUAUACCUUUGGUCCCGCUGGAGGAGGGUACGAGGACCCAGUACAGGAACGGCAGUCACAGUCAUCCAGCUUCACAUCAACUGAUGUUCAGGAGGGUGCUCAGAUGUUGUCCAUGCUACAACCGAGGCCUGUUGUGUUGCAGGGAAUGCAGGUCCGCAGAGUACCCCUGGAGAUACCGGAGGUCAGUGGAGAACAGUUUGACCUAGAUCAUGAGUCUCUUCAUGAAUCCCAGGAGAAUACACUAAUGAUUGAAGAGAAAACAAAGCCAAAACAGUACUAUCGGUUCUGGGUGCUGCCAGGGAAGUGGCUAAGAGUCCAGUAUGAUCGGUUAGCCCUACUUGCCCUGCUUGACAGGAACCGUAGUGUUGGAGAGAACUUGUUUGCAGUGCUUUUAGCCAGCCUGGUUGCAUUUCUGGGGUUUUUCCUCCUCCUAGAGGGCUUUUAUAAAGAUAUCUGGGUCUUCCAAUUCUGCCUGGUCAUUGCCAGCUGCCAGUACUCCCUUCUCAAGAGUGUGCAGCCAGAUGCAGCUUCUCCAAUGCAUGGUCACAAUUGGAUUAUUGCAUACAGUCGACCAGUGUAUUUUUGCCUAUGCUGUGUGUUAAUUUUGUUAUUUGACCGGAGCAGCAAAUCUUUGACAAUACAAACUUUCACACUGUAUGGGGUUACCUUCUUGUUUGAUGAUUUCCUGCUAUGUGCUAGAGAUGUAUUUAUUGUUUUCACCUUGUGUUUUCCUGCCAUUUUCCUCUUUGGUCUGUUACCUCAAGUAAACACCUUCCUUAUGUGCCUGCUGGAACAGGUUGACAUGCAUGUUUUUGGUGGUUCAGCUACUACAAGCCCCUUGUCUGCACUUUACAGUGUCCUGCGUAGUUUGAUUGUUGCAGGUCUUCUCUAUGGUUUCAGUUUUGGGGCCAUUAAAGCUCCCUGGGAUGAUCUUCAUGUCCCUGUCCUCUUCUCUGUUUUCUCUGGAUUGCUCUUGUCAAUGUCAUAUCACCUAAGCAGACAAAGCAGCGAUUUCACAGUUUUUUGGUCCCUUAUACGGACAAAGUUUUUUCCAGAGUUAAUAAACAGAAGUCCUGAGGAUCCUAUGAUAGAAAUCAAGGAUCCUCUUCCAGAAAAGCUUCGUAAUUCAGUGAAAGAAAUUCUGCAUUCUGAUUUAGUUAUGUGUCCUGUGAUUGCAGUCAUCACGUUUGCCAUCAGUGCUAGCACUGUCUUCAUUGCACUACAGCCUGCACUGAGCUUUGUUCUGUAUGCUUUGGCGGGAUUAAUAGGCUUCAUUACUCAUUACCUCCUCCCUCAAUUUCGUAAGCAGCUGCCUUGGUUUUGUUUUGCACACCCAGUACUACGGUCUCGGGAGUACAACCAAUUUGAAGUUCGUGAUGCUGCCCAACUCAUGUGGUUUGAAAAGAUAUAUGCUUGGUUGCAAUGUAUCGAAAAAUAUUUUAUCUACCCUGCUGUGAUUCUCAACUCGCUUACUACAGAAGCACGAGCUGUGAGCAGCAGUCCUGAGAAACUUUGCAUUAAUAUUCGUGCCCUGUUCAUCACUGUGGCUGGGAUGAAGCUUUUACGGUCUUCAUUCUGCACACCUUCACAACAAUAUGUCACUCUGUGCUUCACUGUGCUUUUCUUCCGUUGUGACUACCAACACUUCUCUGAAACUUUUUUAAUUGAUUAUUACCUCAUGUCUAUAGUGUUCAGCAAGCUGUGGGAUCUACUGUACAAGCUACGUUUUGUUCUCACCUACAUUGCACCUUGGCAGAUCACCUGGGGCUCAGCCUUUCAUGCAUUUGCACAACCAUUUGCAGUGCCCCAUUCGGCAAUGCUAUUCAUCCAGGCAAUUUUGUCUGCUAUUUUCUCUACUCCUCUCAACCCAGUAUUAGGGAGUGCAGUUUUUGUGACUUCCUACACACGACCAGUAAAGUUCUGGGAGAGGGAUUAUAACACUAAACGUGUGGAUCAUUCCAACACUCGAUUGGCAACACAGUUGGACCGAAAUCCAGGAGCUGAUGAUAACAACUUGAAUUCAAUCUUCUAUGAGCACUUGACACGUUCUUUGCAGCACAGCUUGUGUGGAGAUCUUCUGUUAGGGCGCUGGGGAAACUAUAGUACUGGAGAUUGCUUUAUUUUAGCUUCUGACUACCUCAAUGCUCUUGUGCACAUCAUUGAGAUUGGCAAUGGAUUAGUCACUUUUCAGCUAAGAGGACUAGAAUUCAGAGGAACUUAUUGCCAGCAGAGAGAAGUAGAAGCAAUCACAGAAGGAGUAGAAGAGGAUGAAGGCUGCUGUUGCUGUGAGCCUGGACAUCUUCCUCACAUGCUGUCCUUCAAUGCAGCCUUUGGGCAACGCUGGCUAGCUUGGGAAGUUGCUGCUACAAAAUAUGUUCUUGAGGGCUACAGCAUCAGUGACAAUAAUGCAGCCUCUAUGCUCCAAGUUUUUGAUCUUCGCAAAAUCCUGAUAACAUAUUAUGUUAAGAGUAUUAUAUAUUAUGUAAUGCGCUCUCCAAAGCUGGAAGACUGGUUGGCUAAUGAGACCAUUAAGGAAGCUCUCCGUCCCUGCACUGCUCCCUCUUACGUAGAUAGUGACCCAACAUUUAACCUCAACAUAGAUGAGGACUAUGACCGUAUUAUGGCUGGCAUUACUCUUACAGCUUUCUGCAGUGUUUACCUUGAAUGGAUCCAACACUGCAACAGCCGCAGGGAAAAGAUUCUAGAAUGUAACUGGGACUCUCCAGCUGUGACCUUGUGCUUUGGACUGUGUAUACUAGGCCGCAGAGCUCUGGGCACUGCAUCACAUAGUAUGUCUGCAAGUCUGGAACCCUUUUUGUAUGGGUUACAUGCGCUAUUUAAAGGAGACUUCCGGAUCACUUCACCUAGAGAUGAAUGGGUCUUUGCAGACAUGGACCUCCUUCAUAGAGUCGUGGCACCUGGAGUACGCAUGUCUCUGAAAUUGCAUCAGGAUCACUUUACAUCUCCUGAUGAGUAUGAAGAUCCUAUUGUUCUAUAUGAUGCAAUCACAGCUAAUGAAGAAAAAAUGCUGAUUUCUCAUGAAGGUGACCCAGUAUGGCGUAGAGCUAUUCUUACUAACAAGCCUUCUUUGUUAGCUUUGCGCCAUGUCAUGGAUGAUGGCAGUGAUGAAUACAAGAUUAUAAUGUUGAAUAAGAGAUUUCUAAGCUUCAGAGUAAUCAAGGUAAACCGGGAAUGUGUUCGGGGGUUAUGGGCAGGACAGCAGCAAGAAUUAGUGUUUUUGAGGAAUAGAAAUCCUGAACGUGGCAGCAUUCAAAAUGCUAAGCAAGCUCUGCGCAAUAUGAUAAACUCUUCAUGUGAUCAACCCAUUGGCUACCCCAUUUAUGUAUCCCCUCUUACUACAUCGUAUGCAGGAGAGCACAGCCAGCUGCGUUCAAUCUGGGGUGGACCCGUCAGUCUUCGAAAUAUUUCCAACUGGUUCAUAAGCAGCUGGGACAGGUUACAAAAAGGAUGUGGUGCUGGUUGCAAUAGUGGAGGAAAUAUUGAGGAUUCAGACUGUGGAGGUGGUUCCUCUUCCAUUGGUAACAAUCCCACACUACACACAGUACAGAGCACAGGACCUCAGGUCCCACCAGUAACCACUGCACAACCUCCCAUAGGUAGUGAAGCUUCUCAGGCUUUAGGACAAACAUGGGCAACAAGGGCACAACCUUUGCCUGCCUCCCUCCUUAACCAAUCAGACAGCAGAAGAGAAAGUGGAGUUGCUUCCCUCCAGCGAACAUCAUCAAUCCAAGGUCUAUUAGGCCAUCGACUGUCAAGCUCCCAGCUUUCUUUCAGUAGUGUUUCCACACCCUCACAGGCAGAGCGGUUUUCUGUGGGCAGCAUACUUGAGGGUUCUGUGCAAGCAUCUCUGCAGCGAGGACCCCACCGCUCUGGCAUGAGCUUAGGAGGAACUUCUGGCCUUGCUUAUGAAGGGCUAUAUGGAAAGUGGUUAUUACAAGGCCGAAAAGGCUUUAAUGGUUUGCUGAUGGGAGAGGGAAUUGACAACUCUGCUACUCAGUCCAGUACUAGCAUUAACACUGGGCUAGGAACACCAGCAAGGGGCAAUGGAGCUCGAGUGCAGCCAACAUCUCUACUACCCUCUGAACUCAGGGAAGUUCCUGAGGUUGAAGGGGCUAUAGCAUCUAGUGUGCCAUUAAGUGAUGCCCAGCCCUUCACAACAGGAGACCUGGACCCCCCUUUACAAGAUAAGCAGCUUUCUCAAGAUGAACCAGGGGAAUUGCCUUUACUGGAGUACCAGCACUGAUGGCUGAGUUGUGGAUGUAAUGGGGUGGGAGUUCUCUCCCUAGUGCAUUUGUCUGUUAGGUUCAUCCAAACAGAAAUCCAAGAAGCUGACUCUAGAAGAUUGAAAAUUGGCAGUUUGAAAUGAACCUGACAUUCUUCCCCAUCCUGCCAAUCUACAUGGGUGUGGAAGGAGUAACAAUAAAACAUAUAACAGACUAAUAUAGUUAUUUGGAAAUAGUAAAAGAAUGUCUGCAAUAGAAAAUUCAUUACCAAAUCCUUAUUUGGGGCCUGGUUAGCUCAAGGAUGUACAUGUGCAAUUAACUUUUUAAUCCCCUCCUGGUACUGUAAGGUAAUCGCAAAAGGAAACCAAUUCUUGACCAAAGGAGUAAACUGCUGAACAGCCACUUCAUUAAAUUGCUCUGUGACGAAAGAUGCGUAAAUAUUAUGUAUGUGCAAAGGGAAAGUGAAGAUAGAAAAACCAAACUUUAUUUUUUUUUUUUUUUGGUGUGACGGCCCUUUCUCUGUUAAGAGACUCAAACAAUGUUGUAUAGAAAUUACAUGCCAGUCGUGUCACAAAGGGAAGUCACUUUACCAAAAAGCAGCACCUGUUGAUAGCUUGGUAAAAUAAUGACAUUAUGCUGAAUAUGUUAUUUUGCUGCCAAUUUUAAAUUCUAGCUCCACAUGUCUAAAUUUUUAUUACAAAAAUACCAGAACAGUCUGGUGUGCUGCAAGCACCUGUCAUUUAUUUACUGGGAUAUUCAUAGCCUGCAUUCUUGUGACGUUUUUUGCCUUGCCUUCUUUCCCAAAAUGAAGAUAGAGUAAUAUCUCUUCUUUAUUAUAUAACUUAAUACAACAAAGUUAUUUGAAGACUCAGGUCAGUAUAUAAUACUCCUAAGAUGAGAGCAACUUUUUAAAAAGAAUGCUAUUGUGGCACAAACUGAUUCCAUCCAGCAAGAAUGAGAAUGCAAAUUGAUAAUCAUGUGAUAUCAUUUUUAUAAGUAUUUAGAAAAAGGUGAUUUCACUUUAAUAUGGUAUAUCUAUUGCAGAAGAUAUAUUUUUCUUAUAGGAAAACCUAUAUUUGAACGACUAGAUGAUCUGUACACUUAAAGGCAUUUAGCCUGCUCCCCUUUGAAACCACAGUGACUGAAUUAUCAUUGCCUUUUAAGAACAGCACCAGAUUCACGUAUAAAAUAUACAUCUAAGCUAUUUUUUUUUCUGACUAAAGCAGGCUGCUAAUGGCAUUAUGCCCUCAAUGUUGAGUGCCAGCAAGAUAACUCCUUUAGUACUUCAGUCAUAUUUAAGAAGUAGUUACUUCAGUGAAUUGUUACAAAACUGAUUAUUUCCCAUCUUGCAAAAAAUUCGGAAAGGACUAUUGUGCAUAUGAGACAAAUGAGCAAUGAAGAUGUAUUUGGCCCUGACCAUGAGCUUGUCUUUACAGUAGACCAAUGCAAUGGCAUGUUGGGCCUGGCAUCUGCAGUGACCGUUAAAGUGGACUGAGGAUUUUUCUUUCCCUUUUUUUGUUUUUGGUCCACCAUCUCUUUUGUUUGGUAACAGACCUUCAAGGCAAUGGUUUUUCAAUUUCUGCCUUUGCCCAUUUCACUCUUUGGGUUUUAUCAUCUUCCAAUGAACAUUCAGGUUAAAAAAAAAAAAUGUUGUAUUAUUGCAAUUACAGAAAAACCUCCAACGUUUUAGUUGGAAAAUGAGGAAUGAAAAGUUUAUUAAAAAUAUUUAUUAAGUUUUAAAGUGUUGUCUAGGAGAGGGAUUAAA
Polypterus senegalus (gray bichir) is the source of this 10219-nucleotide messenger RNA. RefSeq names its product pecanex-like protein 1. The transcript has 35 exons. Lineage: Eukaryota; Metazoa; Chordata; Cladistia; Polypteriformes; Polypteridae. The coding region runs from base 1557 to 8474 and encodes 2305 amino acids. The record is from RefSeq and is a predicted model, not a curated record. Gene Ontology annotation, cellular component: membrane.